GGAUCUGUGCUGUUCGCCUCAGGGUCGCCGUUUGAGAAUGUGGAAAUGGAUGGGCGAAUUUUCAAACCGGGUCAGGGCAACAACGCAUACAUCUUCCCUGGUGUAGCUCUUGGAGCGAUUCUUUUCAAGGCUAAACACAUACCGGACAAAGCGUUCUUACUGGCUGCACGAGUACGUUCAGUUUUUGUACCAUCGGGUUGUAUUCAAGAGCUCCGUGAUAUUCAGAGAUGUGCCGAAUUCGUGACAGAAAAAUCAUUACGCACGUAUGCACGCUUGUAUCCACGACUGAAGGAUAUUCGGGAACUUUCCGUACUAAUUGCUGUUGACGUAGGAAACUAUCUUUUCAAGCACAAUCUAGCCACUCUUCAUCCUGAGCCAGAAGAUAAGGAGAUGUUCAUUCGACAACAAAUCUAUUCUGUCGAAUACGAUGAACUGAUCAAUAAAACCUACGACUGGCCAUCCAAGGAUAUGAAACACGGAUUCCCCGUACCGGUCAUGGAACGAAGUUCUAUGGAUGAAGAAUAG
Messenger RNA from Haemonchus placei, 525 nucleotides. NCBI's taxonomy places the organism in Eukaryota, Metazoa, Nematoda, Chromadorea, Rhabditida, Trichostrongylidae. The record is from the annotation of a GenBank genome assembly.